Lolium perenne is the source of this 1772-nucleotide messenger RNA. Its product is annotated as tyrosine--tRNA ligase 1, cytoplasmic-like. Gene Ontology annotation, molecular function: ATP binding; tyrosine-tRNA ligase activity. The record is from RefSeq and is a predicted model, not a curated record. Gene Ontology annotation, cellular component: cytoplasm. Gene Ontology annotation, biological process: tyrosyl-tRNA aminoacylation. NCBI's taxonomy places the organism in Eukaryota, Viridiplantae, Streptophyta, Magnoliopsida, Poales, Poaceae.
UCCAAAAUUCUUGGUAGGACACGGCCCGCCCCCCUUCCUCUUCCAACUCCCUUCAAUGGAGCAGCCAACCCGAAUCCUCUCACACAAAUCCCACUAUAUAGUUUUGCGUCCGUGGAUCCAAGGCAAAUCGAUCGGGAUUCUGGUCACAUAGGUACACAGCCACAGGGUUACCUGUAUCCAAUCACGACCCUCCUUGGAUUAGUACCCGAGUCGGAUUAGUACCCGAGUCGAAUUAGCCACAGCCCUGCAGAAGCACUAUAUAGUCUGCACCCCUAACCCUUCGUCAUCAAAGUUCCGAGACUUUAGCCGCCGCUGCCAUCUAAACUCGUCUUCCGUGAGCCUCACGAUUCUGCCGGUGACAACCAUCUUUCACCUGCAGAAUAGCAGCAGCAGGUUGUCUUGUACUUGUUGUAUAUAUAUUUUAUAUAUACAUAGUGGACUGCGUUUGCGACCCAGUUUGAAUCCCAUGGAAGAGGCGACAAUCUGCACCACAUGGAAUGCUGGCGGGAUGAGUUUGGAUCAGAGGUUUGCAAUAAUUAGGAGCAUAGGCUUGGAGAGCAUUGAUGAGGAUGAUGUUAGGAGGCUACUGGGCAAGAAGGUUGCUCCAGUUUGCUAUGUUUGGUGUGAUCCCUCCCCUUCGGUACAUAUCGCCCAGGGGAUCAUGAUGGUGAUCAAUGUUAGGAAGAUGGUUAAAGCUGGUUGCAAAGUUAAAAUCUUGAUAGCAGAUUGGUUUGCUCGUAUGCAGCACAAAUUUGAUGGUGAUCUAACCAAAAUCCGAACUUUGGGACUUUACAUGAUUGAGAUAUGGAAAGCAGUUGGCUUGGACCUUAACGGGGUCGAGUUCAUAUGGUUGUCCGAUGAAAUAAAUAGCCAUUCAGAUGAAUACUGGGCACUUGUCAUGGAUAUUUUCAGAAAUAAUACUUUGAGGACGAUAAUAAGGUGCUGUGGAAUUGAGGACCGAUUCAUGCUUAACAGAAGUAUUAUUGGUUCAUAUGACCCCAAAAAUGUGACGGCUUCAAAGCUCUUUACCCCUUGCGUGCACUCUGCUUGUAUAUUAUUGCAAAAGGCAGACAUAUGGCUAUUGUCCAUGGAUCAUGAAGAGGAUCUUCAUGACAAGCUAAUUAGACAGUACUGCAAAGGCAUGAAGCAUGAACAUAGACCUAUUAUUCUGUCCCAUAAUAAGCUCCCCAAUUUAAUAGAACACCCUGAAUAUGGUAAGAAUGGGGAUCCAGCUUGGGCUAUCUUCAUGGAAGAUCGGGAGGCUAAUUUAAGUGACAAACUAAGCAGAGCUUUCUGUCCUCCGAAAGUUGCAGGAGGCAACCCAUGCCUGCAGUACAUCAAAUAUAUUGUGUUUCCAUGGUUUGGAUACUUUGAGGUACCUAGGAAUGAAGAGAACGGUGGUAGCAGGAUGUUUCAGAACAUGGGAGAGCUUAUCACUGAUUAUGAAGGUGGUGCUCUGGAUGCCGCUGAGGUGAGGCUGGCCCUUACAGAAGCACUAAGUAAGAUUCUGAAGCCUGUGCGUGACCACUUCGCAAACAACUGUGAAGCCAAAGAUCUGGAGUAUGAGGCUAUGUGGUGUAUGUCUUACUACUAGGGAGUAAAGGAGGGAAAUGAUGAGUUCAAGGAAAUUGUUGUGAAGAUAUAUGUAAGGGCAAUUACGUGAGGUUGAGUACACAGGAAGGUUCAUGAUGGCGCUAUGUAUUGCCAUUUUGUGUCCAUGACUUUGUAAUCUUUGGUAAUCAGUGAUUUAUUUGCAUCAACAAGUUAAUAAA